UGAACAACAACGACCGGAACACGGGGAAAACGUUACUAUUACGAGGUUAUAUAUUAACUAUAUAAAUUAAAUAAUAAAUUACUUUUGAAAAUGGAAAAUCAAGUUUUAACACCAGUCACACCAACGGUUGAACAAAUUAACGCUGAUAAAAUAACACAGCUUGCAAAUAAAUAUUGGGCGCCUCAUACUGCAACAUUUCAUUUACCAUUUGAUCCUCAAAUUGUUGAUAAUAUUUAUGUUGAUGAAAUAUGUGUUACAAAAUUUUCAAUUCGACGAAUAAUGAUGUUAGAAUUUAGUCAAUAUUUGGAAAAUUAUUUAUGGCCAAAUUAUAUAACAGAAAAUGCAACAAGAGCACAUACAAUAUCAAUUGUUGUGAUGGUUAAUGAAAAAUUUCGUGAACGUGUACAAGUAUGGGAGGCUUUCAAAAAACAACCAAAUCAAUUUUCUGGAUUUUUUCAAAAAGUUCUUGAGGCAUGCCUUGAAGAAAGUACAUUUGAUUAUGAUUUAAAAGAACAAACUGCACUUGUUGUUUUUCUUAAUCAUUGUUUUAAUUCAAUGGAAGUGAGUUUAGUGAGAGAAGAAAUAAAACGAUUAAUUGCCCUCACAAUGUGGACAUCAUUGCAGGAGGGUCGUAGAAUUUUUGAAUUUAAAAAACAUCCCAAAUGGAAGAAAUAUUGGGAAAAAAUUUUAAAAAAAGAUAAUCCAAAUUUAAAGGAAAAAUUAGAAUGGGAGAGAAAAUUUUUACAUAAAUUGAUGAUUAAAUUUAUUAAAGUUUUAGAAGAAAUUCCAUUUGAAGGAAAUGUUUUACCGGAUAGAGUUAGAUAUUGUGAGAGAUUUUUAGAGCUUAUGAUUGAUUUGGAGGCAUUAUUAUUGACGAGACGAUUUUUUAACACAGUAAUGGACGAUUGUCAUUUAGUUGUACGAUGUCAAUUAUCAAAUUUGCUAAAACGAACCGAAGGUGGAUUAUUUGGUCAACUUCUGGAAAUGCUGAAAUUUUAUGCAAGAUUUGAAAUUAAUGAAGAAACUGGAGAGCCAUUAACGGAUCAUGAUAUGACACAAUUACAUUACACAAAAAUUACAUCCCUUCAGAAAGUUGUAUUUGCAAAAUUUGAAGAUUUACGAAAUUUCUCAUUGGCUAAUGUUGCUAGUGUUGAUACAAGGGAUGCUCUGUACAAACAUUUUGGUUUUCUAAGUGAAGAAAAAUUAAGAUUAAUAGCCAGUUACUUGUAUUUAGUACCACCUGAGGAUCGUAAAAAUAAUGAAAAUUGGUUUCGUCUUGAUCUAGACUUCCUGAGAGAAUUAUUGAUAUCAAGACACGAGCGUAGAGCAUCACAAUUGGAAGAAUUAAACGAAAUGCCUUUAUAUCCAACUGAAGAAGUUAUUUGGAAUGAGAGUAUUGUUCCAACAGAAUAUUUUUCUGGCGAAGGAUGUCUUGCAUUACCAAAAUUAAAUUUACAAUUUCUCACAUUGCACGAUUAUCUAUUGAGAAAUUUUAAUUUAUUUCGCCUUGAAUCAACUUAUGAAAUCCGACAAGAUAUCGAGGAUGCAGUUAGUAGAUUAAGUCCAUGGCAAGCUGAAGACGGUGGAGUUUAUUUUGGUGGAUGGGCAAGAAUGGCACAACCAAUAACAGAAUUUGCUGUUGUUGAAGUUGCAAAACCAAAUAUUGGAGAAAAAAGACCAUCUCGUGUGCGAGCAGAUAUUACAAUUAAUUUAAGUGUCAGAAAAGAAAUCAAAUCAGAAUGGGAGAAUCUUAGAAAACAUGAUGUGUGUUUUCUCAUAACGGUCAAACCAAAAAAUCCAAUUGGUACUAAAUAUAGUCAUAAAUUGGCGUUUAUACCACAAGUUGGUUUAACAACAGUACGUGGUUGUGAAGUUGAAGGUAUGUUGGAUUCAAAUGGUCGUGUUAUAGAAGAUGGUCCAGAGCCAAGACCUAUUUUACCAGGUGAUACGCGUAUCUAUAGAGUUUGGUUGGAUUCAAAUCAAUAUCGAAUCGAUAUGGAUAAUGCAAGUCAUGGAAGCGAAGAUGUUUAUGAAAGUUUUAAUAUUAUUAUGAGAAGAAAACCAAAAGAAAAUAAUUUUAAAGCAGUAUUGGAAACAAUUCGUGAAUUAAUGAAUACGGAAUGUGUUGUUCCUGAUUGGCUUCAUAAUAUUAUUUUAGGAUAUGGUGAUCCAGCAGCUGCACAUUAUUCACGAAUGACAAAUGAAAUAGCAGAUAUGGAUUUUAAUGACACGUUCUUGGAUAUAAAUCAUCUUCGUUCGAGUUUUCCUGGAUAUGAUAUAAAAUUAUCGAGUGAUGAUUUAAAAAAAUUAAUAGGCCCAUUUCGAUUGACUUUUCAAGAUGUUUUGGAUAAACAAAAUGGAAGGGAGGAGAAAAAGGAAAUAAUUGUACGACCUCAUAUUCCACCGAGUCGAGGUCCUUACAAAGCUAACGAACCAAGAAAAAAUCAAAUUCCAUUUACUCCGACUCAAGUGGAAGCAAUUCGUGCUGGAAUGCAACCAGGAUUAACUCUUGUUGUCGGUCCACCUGGUACAGGUAAAACGGAUGUGGCAGUACAAAUUAUAUCAAAUCUUUAUCAUAAUUUUCCAAAUCAAAGAACUUUAAUUGUAACGCACUCGAAUCAAGCUUUAAAUCAACUUUUUGAAAAAAUUAUGGCCCUCGAUAUUGAUGAGAGACAUCUUUUGCGUCUUGGUCACGGUGAAGAGGCUUUAGAAACUGAAAAAGAUUUUAGUCGAUACGGCCGAGUUAAUUAUGUAUUGGCAAAAAGAAUGAAUCUUCUCGAGGAAGUUCAGAGAUUAAAGGAGUCUUUGAAGGUAAAAGGUGAUGUUGCCUACACAUGUGAAACAGCAGGUCAUUUUUUUAUGUAUCAAGUAUUGACACGAUGGGAAAGAUUUGAAACAAGAAUAAAACAACGAGGUGGUAAUACAAGUAGUCAUUCUAUUCAAUUUGUCAAUCAGGAAUUUCCUUUUCAUAAAUUUUUUGACAAUGCACCACAACCAUUAUUUAAAUGUCAGUCUUUUGAUGAAGAUUAUGAAAUUGCACAAAGUUGUUUUAGAUAUAUUGAGCGAAUUUUCACUCAACUUGAUGAAUUCCGUGCAUUUGAACUUUUACGCUCAGGACUUGAUCGUUCGAAAUAUUUAUUGGUGAAAGAAGCUAAAAUAAUUGCAAUGACUUGUACACAUGCGGCGUUAAAAAGAAGAGAACUCGUUGAUAUGGGAUUUACGUAUGAUAAUAUUCUUAUGGAAGAAUCGGCACAAAUAUUGGAAAUUGAAACAUUUAUUCCUUUACUUUUACAAAAUCCCCAGGAUGGAUAUAAUCGAUUGAAACGAUGGAUUAUGAUUGGUGAUCAUCAUCAAUUACCGCCUGUAAUAAAAAAUAUGGCAUUUCAAAAAUAUUCAAAUAUGGAACAAUCAUUAUUUGCUCGAUUUGUUAGAUUGGGAGUACCAACUGUUGAUCUUGAUGGUCAGGGUCGUGCGAGAUCAAGUAUAUGUAAUCUUUAUAAUUGGCGAUAUAAAAAACUUGGUAAUUUAACGCACGUGGAAAAUAGUUCUGAAUAUUUAGUGGCAAAUUCUGGUUUUCUUUAUGAUUUUCAAUUAAUUAAUGUUGAGGAUUUCAAUGGAGUGGGAGAAAGUGAGCCGAGUGCAUAUUUUUAUCAAAAUCUCGCCGAAGCCGAAUAUUGUGUUGCAGUUUUUAUGUAUAUGCGUCUUUUAGGCUAUCCUGCUGAUAAAAUUAGUAUAUUAACCACUUACAAUGGACAAAAACAUUUGAUACGCGAUGUCAUCAAUAUAAGAUGCGCAAAUAAUCCUUUGAUUGGUCGACCGAAUAAAGUAACGACUGUUGACAAAUAUCAGGGUCAACAAAAUGAUUAUAUUAUUUUGUCUUUAGUGAAAACACGAGCAGUUGGUCAUUUACGUGAUGCAAGACGUCUUGUUGUUGCAAUGUCUCGUGCACGAUUGGGACUCUAUGUCUUUGCUCGUGCUUCGUUAUUUAAAAAUUGUUUUGAAUUGACGCCAGCAUUUAAUCAACUAAUGCUUCGUCCAAUGAAAUUAGUACUUUUGCCUCAUGAGACAUAUCCUUCUACAAGAUUAAAUACUGAUUCUCCAUCUGUUCCUUCAUUGGAAAUUGAGGAUAUGCCACAUAUGGCUAAAUUUGUUUAUAAUUAUUAUAUGGAAAAAGUGAGCACAAUGAAGGGUGUACACAAGGGUAUAAUGGAAGGUGUUGAAGAUGAAUUUCUUGAAAAAGCAACAAAAAGAUAUCAUGAAGACGGACCACAACUUGAAAGAGAAUCAUCUGAUGACGAAGAUGAAGGUGACGAUAAAGAAGCUGAAGUAAUUACUACGUAAUGGCUAAAUUUUUAAAAUAAAGACAAUUGUAUUAACGCGCAAUAUCCAUCACCUGAUGAUUGGUAAGACAACUGUUUGGGAUUCAAGCUUCGAGAUUAUAUAAGUUUGGUAAGUAACGACCAUUGUGCAUCCAUAUAAAAAUAAGCUGAGCGCAGCACUUUGUAAAUAAGCUUUACGUAUAGCUUUCAAAACAUUUUUUAUUCGAAUUUUUCUCAACAAUAUUUCCGGAAUAAAAUUGUAAUUUAAAAAAAAAGAAAAAAAA
Messenger RNA from Leptopilina boulardi, 4603 nucleotides. RefSeq names its product RNA helicase aquarius. Lineage: Eukaryota; Metazoa; Arthropoda; Insecta; Hymenoptera; Figitidae. The transcript is spliced from 17 exons. The coding region runs from base 91 to 4341 and encodes 1416 amino acids. Gene Ontology annotation, biological process: mRNA splicing, via spliceosome. Gene Ontology annotation, molecular function: mRNA binding; helicase activity. Gene Ontology annotation, cellular component: catalytic step 2 spliceosome. The record is from RefSeq and is a predicted model, not a curated record.